AUGGAGAACGCUCACAUGAAGCUCCCGGCGGAGUGCCUGACGCACUUCGGGGUGAACGAGGUCACCGGCCUGACCCCCGACCAGUUCAAGAAGAACCUGGACAAGUAUGGCUACAAUGAGUUGCCGGCUGAGAUUGGUAAGAGUGUGUGGGAGCUGAUCGUGGAGCAGUUCGAGGACCUGCUCGUCAGGAUCCUGCUGCUGGCUGCCUGCAUCUCUUUUGUGCUGGCCUGGUUCGAGGAAGGUGAGGAGACCAUCACCGCCUUCGUGGAGCCCUUCGUCAUCCUCCUUAUCCUGAUCGCCAAUGCCAUCGUCGGAGUGUGGCAGGAACGUAACGCUGAAGACGCCAUUGAGGCUCUUAAGGAGUACGAGCCCGAGUUGGGAAAAGUCUACCGUUCCGACAGGAAGAGCGUGCAGAUUAUCAAGGCCAGAGAGAUUGUCCCUGGUGAUAUUGUGGAGGUGUCCGUUGGUGACAAAGUCCCCGCUGAUAUCAGACUUGUUUCCAUCAAGUCCACCACCCUGCGUGUUGACCAGUCCAUCCUCACUGGUGAGUCCGUCAGUGUGAUCAAGCACACUGAGUCCGUCCCAGACAUCAGAGCUGUCAACCAGGACAAGAAGAACAUGCUUUUCUCUGGCACCAACAUCGCCGCUGGCAAGGCCAUCGGUGUGGCUGUGUCCACCGGAGUCUCCACUGAGAUUGGCAAGAUCCGUGACCAGAUGGCCGCCACUGAGCAGGAGAAGACUCCUCUGCAGGCCAAGAUGGACGAGUUCGGCGAGCAGCUGUCCAAGGUCAUCUCCCUGAUCUGCGUUGCUGUCUGGGCCAUCAACAUUGGCCACUUCAACGACCCCGUCCACGGAGGCUCAUGGAUCCGUGGAGCCGUCUACUACUUCAAGAUCGCUGUGGCUCUGGCCGUGGCUGCCAUCCCUGAGGGUCUGCCCGCUGUCAUCACCACCUGCCUGGCCCUCGGUACCCGCCGUAUGGCUAAGAAGAACGCCAUCGUCAGAAGCCUGCCCUCUGUGGAGACCCUCGGCUGCACCUCCGUCAUCUGCUCCGACAAAACUGGAACCCUCACCACCAACCAGAUGUGUGUGACCAAGAUGUUCAUUGUCAAGAAUGUUGAUGGCGAGCAUGUUGACCUUGAUGCCUUCGAUAUCUCUGGAUCUAAGUACACCCCCGAGGGCGAGGUUUCCCAGGGCGGUGCCAAGACCAACUGCAGCUCUUACGACGGCCUGGUUGAGCUGUCCACCAUCUGCUCCCUGUGCAACGACUCCUCUCUGGAUUACAACGAGAGCAAGAAGGUCUUUGAGAAGGUCGGUGAGGCUACUGAGACCGCCCUGUGCUGCCUGGUUGAGAAGAUGAACGUGUUCAACAGCAACGUGAAGAACCUCACCAAGAUUGAAAGAGCCAACGCCUGCUGCUCCGUGAUCAAGCAGCUCAUGAACAAGAAGUUCACCCUGGAGUUCUCCCGUGACAGGAAGUCCAUGUCCGUGUACUGCACCCCCACCAAGGGUGACGGUGGCGCCAAGAUGUUCGUGAAGGGAGCCCCAGAGGGCGUGAUUGACAGGUGCGCAUAUGUGCGUGUUGGCACCACCCGCGUGCCCCUGACCAGCACCAUCAAGGAUAAGAUCCUGGCUGUCAUCAAAGACUGGGGUACCGGCCGUGACACCCUGCGUUGUCUGGCCCUGGCCACAUGCGACACCCCAAUGAAGCCAGAGGAGAUGGUUCUUGAGGACGCAACCAAGUUCGCCGACUACGAGACUGGUAUGACCUUUGUUGGCUGCGUGGGUAUGCUGGAUCCCCCCCGUAAGGAGGUCAUGGGCUCCAUCGUUCAGUGCAGACAGGCUGGAAUCCGUGUCAUUAUGAUCACUGGUGAUAACAAGGGAACCGCCAUCGCUAUCUGCCGUCGUAUUGGCAUCUUCAAGGAGGACGAGGAUGUUUCCGACAAGGCCUACACCGGCCGUGAGUUUGACGAUCUGCCCAGCAGUGAACAGGGAGAGGCCGUGCGCAGAGCUUGCUGCUUUGCCCGUGUGGAGCCAGCCCACAAGUCCAAGAUUGUGGAGUUCCUGCAGAGUUACGAUGAUAUUACAGCUAUGACUGGUGAUGGUGUGAACGAUGCCCCUGCCCUGAAGAAGGCCGAGAUCGGCAUCGCCAUGGGCUCUGGCACUGCUGUUGCCAAGUCUGCCUCUGAGAUGGUCCUGGCUGACGACAACUUCUCUUCCAUUGUGGCUGCUGUUGAGGAGGGCAGAGCCAUCUACAACAACAUGAAGCAGUUCAUCCGCUACCUCAUCUCCUCCAACGUUGGUGAGGUCGUCUGUAUCUUCCUGACUGCCGCCCUCGGUCUGCCCGAGGCCCUGAUCCCCGUCCAGCUGCUGUGGGUCAACCUGGUGACUGACGGUCUGCCCGCCACCGCCCUGGGCUUCAACCCCCCAGAUCUUGACAUCAUGGGCAAGCCCCCACGUUCCCCCAAGGAGCCCCUGAUCUCUGGCUGGCUGUUCUUCAGAUACAUGGCCAUCGGUGGAUACGUCGGUGCCGCCACUGUCGGAGGUGCUGCCUGGUGGUUCAUGUACGAUACCUCCGGUCCCGGUAUCACCUACUACCAGCUGUCCCACUUCAUGCAGUGCUGCGAUGAGAACGAGGACUUCGCCGGCCUGGACUGCCACGUCUUUGAAGCCGCUCCCCCCAUGACCAUGGCCCUGUCUGUGCUGGUCACCAUUGAGAUGUGCAACGCCCUCAACAGCUUGUCUGAGAAUCAGUCUCUGCUGCGUAUGCCCCCAUGGAGCAACUGGUGGCUGCUUUCCGCCAUGACCCUGUCCAUGUCCCUUCACUUCAUGAUCAUCUAUGUUGACCCCCUGCCCAUGAUCUUCAAGUUGACCCAUCUUGGUGUUGACCAGUGGCUCAUGGUCCUGAAGCUUUCCUUCCCCGUCAUCUUGAUUGAUGAGGUCCUGAAGUUCGCCGCCCGUAACUACGUUGAGAGUUUACCUCAAAAACAGUUGGAUAAACCAAAUGUGACCAUUUGCACAAGCUGGAUAAACAAAAAAUAAUGCGGAUCCCAAAGUCCGACUGAAACACGUCAUGCAUCGAUCGAAUGACUAGCAGUAAGUUCUGGAGGGAAAUAUGAUACAGAAGAUGAAAUAAAAAUAUAUAGGUUGAAAUUCUCUUUGUGAAAAGUCACUUCUCUUCUGAUUUACCACAACCUUUUCUUCAGAGGUAAGCUAUUAACUGGUUUAGAAGCUUUGUUUACAGAGAGAUGUUCAGUUUCAAUGUAAAAUGACACUGAGGAAUGUGAAUUAAUCUGCUUACACUCUCCACGAAUGAACUUGUUGACAUAGCCGUCCCAGGGGCCCGGCUCCGGCUGGGUCAGAUUCAUCUUGUCAAAGUGGAAGUAGCUCACCACAUUGUCUUUGGCAUUGCGUGCCACGUAGAUCGUCUGAAGGGAUUGACAACAGCAAUACAAAGAACAGGUCAUUUAAGGAGACCAUUGCAUAACGACAUUGUAUAGUUAACUACCCUCUCACACGAUUUACGUGCAUUGUGUCAUGCAUCAGGAAGCAACACAGUUCACUGCAGGAGCUUCACUCUCAGCACAAGCUCUCAGGUGUCGAGUCUUACUUUGCACUUGCUUUCCCAAAAUCCAGUUGGCACCAAUUGAAAAGGAAGGUGUGUCUUGAUAAUUCUCGGCGGAUCCAUUUUUGACAGAAGCUCAAGACCUGAGACAUAUCAUGAUCAGAAUUUGAUUUGACGUGCAGGACCAAAGUGGAGAAUUUGCUAAGACGGACAAAAAACAAUAUCUUUGAGGUUUAAAGUCACAGAUAGAAACAAACACCUCCCAAACUAAACCACAAGAAAACUACCUGUGUUGAAUCAUGUGAAUAAAAUCAAACAUACACACAUCAUCAUAACAACCUCGUGAACACACACCUGAGGGAAUGGGCGGGGGGGAGAAGAUCUCCAGGAAAGGACUGCGGACGGGCGUCGGGGCUCGUUUGCAGAACUCGGCAUCUCCGUUAUGAAGAAGCAGGUCAACAAUCUCCUGAGUCCACGUGGUCCCUUGAUUCCACAAAUCACAGAAAAUAACACUGAGCUGAAUGAAAAAGUCCCUCGAGGGUUUUUGAGGAAAAUUCUAUCUGACAUCAAACUGCCGUCGUACAGGUUUGUUCAUUCAGACCUAAAAACAGCAAAUUGGAUUUUCCUCCCUUUUAAGAAGCUCAGUUAGCCCUCACUCUUCACCAGACAUGUUAUGUCAUGAUUUAAUUCAAUUAAUGUUCUUUUCACGUUUGUUUUGUCAUCUGAUUUGCUUCAUUGCUCUUUGUGUUCUACAAACUUUGCUUCGGUGAAGGAAGAAGAGUUUUAUACUGUUGCUUGACGUGUGAGCAGCAUGUUCAUUUGAACUGUUUCUUAAGGCCAUUAUUUUAUUUAAUUAAAUGUAUCAAAAGCUGUCAAUAAAUGAAGUGGGGUAAAAUUUCCUCCAGUUUACAUGUGUAUAUAUCAAUCCAUGGAAGUAUAAAGCAGUAGAAGUUUUAAAUACACAACCAAAGUGUAAAUCUAAUUAAAUGUAAUAAAUGACGAGAUGCCUUGUCCAGCACUGAUAACUCACUCAGAGAUUUACUGCAUAUGAACAAGGCUGCCUCUGGCAGCAGCUGUCUCAGUACCUGCUUUGGGGUAGGUGGCGAUGAAGAUGUCCGAGGGGUCCGGACGAAAAGCCUGGAUAGAGUCAAAGUUGUUGGCGAUGUAGUUCAUGAGAGGAAUCCCUCUGAUCGGGAUGAGAGGGAAGCGAGAGAUGGAGUCGUUGGCCUUCUGAAUGGCCUCGCUGUAGGAUACCUCUUCCUGCUCGGACAUGGCUGACACUUUCAAGAAGAAGCCAAGAAGCAGAAGCUAAAAAUUCAACUGCAAAGUGAUCCAAGCAACAGCAGUGGGCCGGUUCUUCUGGGAGAUCCUCUCUCAGCUGCAGCUACCAAGCCUUUGUCAAACAUUCACUGUUGACUAGUUUUCAAAUUCCAACGUGGGAAACCUCUUCCUGUUUUGUCCGGCCCACGAUCCUUGUGUUUGAAUCCUGGUCACUCCUCCGUGUGGGUCCUCUUGGGUCUGCUGCUCACAGCUGUCCUGGUUUUGUCUCCUCUUGCUUCAAACCCCUCUCCAACAUCUGUAUCCAAUAGCAGGAAACUCUCUGCAGUCUCUCCUGAAAACAAUCCCUCCCGGCUGAGUGUCCAAGUCCCUUCCUAUCCGUUCUCCCCUUCGCCCCUCUGUCUAUCUUUGUAGCCGUGUGAGUGCUUGUUCCAGGUUCUUAUCUGUGUGUGAUUCCUGAAACCUGCAGAGCCAGACCUACAUUAAAGUGCCCUUGCGUAACAUUCCACGUUACGUAUGAAUUCCACUUUUGUCCACAAUACUAUCCCAACUGCUUUCUCUGUAAUUAGAGAAAGGGGAAAAGGGAGGGUCCUAACAGAGCUCAACCAACUUUCAGAACAUUUCCUCUGCUUGCGCCACAAAUCAUCAUGUUACAACAGGCAGUGGUCGUAGAUGUUGCAACAGUUACAACAUGACAACAACAGUUAUUUAAGUCUAACUUGUGUUUCAGGCCCUUUACAAUGUCUUGGUCUUUUUACCAAAGAAGACAGCUGAUGUCACAGUAAAGGGCUUGAAUGUGUGUCACCAAUAAAAACUACUUUUUGAGAGAGACAGGAAAUGUGCAGACGCUGCUGCUGAAAAACCUUUGGACCUAAACUCCAUGACCUAACUUCUAUUCCUAUUUUAGCCUUUGUAAGCCUAAAUUCUUAUAUCUUGAGCUGCAGCAUAUCUUCCUUGAUAUGCACGUAUCGUGUAUAUAUGAUAUGCACUGAUAUGUAUUCAUACUGUACAUAUUCAUAGUGCUGUUUGCUUAGUUCAUCCAGAGGCUGCUGCUUUGAAUUCACAUUCCAGGAGUUUCACGCUCGAUUUCCUGCCAAAGCUCUGAGAAUAAGCUCAGCUCUGCAGUUCCCUGAAACCUUAUACACAGGAAGAGAAGAGUUUAUUUCACUGGCUGAAAACUUACUGAGAUAAAUGUAAAGUUUAGAGCAACCUGGAAGAUUAUGUUUGAAUUUGAAUGCAAGUGGAUGUUUACGAUAAAAGCAAAGAGUUAUAAUUCCAAGAGUUCACUUGUGUUUACUUGUGUUUACUUGUUUUUCUACGGGAAUGAGGAAAGUAAAAACAAACCAAACUUCUGCAGAUGAGUGGAUUUAGCUAAUUGGUCAUUUCUGAUCUCACUAUCAAGCAAC
Limanda limanda (common dab) is the source of this 6246-nucleotide messenger RNA. RefSeq names its product ATPase sarcoplasmic/endoplasmic reticulum Ca2+ transporting 1, like (gene atp2a1l). Lineage: Eukaryota; Metazoa; Chordata; Actinopteri; Pleuronectiformes; Pleuronectidae. Gene Ontology annotation, biological process: intracellular calcium ion homeostasis; calcium ion transmembrane transport. Bases 1 to 3039 code for a protein of 1012 amino acids. Gene Ontology annotation, cellular component: membrane. The record is from RefSeq and is a predicted model, not a curated record. Gene Ontology annotation, molecular function: ATP binding; ATP hydrolysis activity; P-type calcium transporter activity. The transcript is spliced from 23 exons.